UCUAAUGCUGCUGGGAGGGCAUUUCUCCUUCUCAGGCGACCUCCUCGCCGAGGACCGGAUGCUGGAGCAGGCCGGCUUCGCCGCCGACUCACCUGCCGCCGCACCCGUCACUUCCGACGCAACAGUGCAGGAGACGGAGGCGGCCGAGAACGAGGCGUGGCUGGAGCACAUGACGGCUGUGCUCCUCGGCAGCGGGAGGAGGCCGUUCCUGGCGGCGCUGACCGGGUGCCUGGGCUCUCCCGACGCCGGCCUGGUGGCCGCCUGCCUGACGACGGCGGGGUGGCUGAGCCGUUCCCUAGCAUCGUCGCCGCUCCGGGACACGCACACGGACAUGCAGCUCGCCGCGUUCUCGGCUCUGGUCCCGCGGCUGAAGCGGUGCCUGGCCGGCGGCGCCGCCCACCUGCAGCCCCGGCACAGGGUGCUCGCCGCCGUUACGCUGCACAACUUCAGCAAAAUCCCAGACUGCACGGUCCUGCUGAUGCUGCCUGGCCGACCUCGCCGAGCUGACCCGGACGGCCGGUCAACUGUACGCCGAGCUCCACGAGUGACGACGCUGACCUCGGGCCCACACGGGAGUCGCCGGGGCCGGCCUCUCGUGCUCUCCGCACGGAAGAUUCAGCGGAGAAAAGUAUGCGCGGGAGGGAGGCGCUGA
Molecule: messenger RNA, 652 nt
Organism: Triticum dicoccoides
Lineage: Eukaryota; Viridiplantae; Streptophyta; Magnoliopsida; Poales; Poaceae
Exons: 3
Coding region: 5-652 (215 amino acids)
Source: RefSeq, a predicted model, not a curated record